CAUCAUGUUGUAUGUUGUCAUCAUGGCAUCUCGCGAUCCUUGUUGAUGAUGCGUGCGAGCUUGCCUCCGCCGCUUCACGCUUCGUCUAUCUGAUAACACGAGCAAAGGACCCUUUUGGACCUUUUUGAAUCCUAAUAGGCAACUACUACCUCUUUAGCUAACGAUGGACGUCGACAAAACUACUCUCUCAGUGGAGCAACGAAUGGACCAAAAGUUGAGAUCGAGUUUGGAGAUACAUCACUUGGAAUUUGUUGAUACUUCGGGCAACUGUGGAAUGUCUUAUGCCGUCACCAUCGUGUCCCCUAAUUUUGCAAAAAAGAUUACGUUGCAAAGACACAAGCUUGUGAACCAAAUACUUGCGGAAGAGAUUGCUCAGCUUCAUGCUUUCUCUCAAAAAACACUCACUCCUGAGCAAUGGGAGAAAGAAAAAACCAAAUAGGGUGAUUUGAUAGGUCAGCAAGCAUGAGUAAUUUAGUAGGGUGAGGAUAGAUUGCAGCGUUCAUAUGUAUCAUAUCAUAGCUUGAAUCCUG
Messenger RNA from Cryptococcus deneoformans JEC21, 530 nucleotides. RefSeq lists its product as hypothetical. Gene Ontology annotation, biological process: intracellular iron ion homeostasis. NCBI's taxonomy places the organism in Eukaryota, Fungi, Basidiomycota, Tremellomycetes, Tremellales, Cryptococcaceae. The record is from RefSeq and is a predicted model, not a curated record. The transcript has 4 exons. The coding region runs from base 164 to 439 and encodes 91 amino acids. Gene Ontology annotation, cellular component: cytosol; nucleus. Gene Ontology annotation, molecular function: 2 iron, 2 sulfur cluster binding.